AUGUUAGGGGGCAACGUGAUUUGGUACCAGUAUGAUAUGGCUGAGCGCCAACAGGAGGAGAUGCAGCUGAGGACCCCAAUGAGGCAGCAGAGUUUCAUGCGUUCGUUCUGCAGGCGCUUUCUUCAGCGGCAGAAGGAACCUCUGCAGACGUUUGGGGCCGGCUUUGGCAACACGCCUUUGACCGACGCCUCAGAGCGUGCCAUUUCGCUGCAUGCGCAGUGCAGAUUUACGCAGCUUCUGGGCUUUGUUUGCCGGAAGGAGAUGGCGCGAUGUCGCGGGCUCUCCCUCUUUUCUGCAGCCCGCACUCUUUUUUCUAGCCCUCUGAAGAUUGCCAUCGUUGGCUCCGCGGGCGUCGGAAAAAAAGCUUUUGGUGAGACACUUUGUUGGGUCACAGGAGGGUGGCGGGGGACUGCUGCCGACGACGGGGUUUGUGCGCUACGAGAAGAUGGUGCGCCUGACGGCAGCGCGGCGGGGCACGCCAUGCUCCACACCUACGGCACGCCGGGUGAACCGUGCUUUGAGGAUUCGCGGCGGUUUAUUUGCUCCAACCGCCACGCGGCCGGUCUCUGA
Trypanosoma rangeli is the source of this 570-nucleotide messenger RNA. RefSeq names its product putative small GTP-binding protein Rab7. The record is from RefSeq and is a predicted model, not a curated record. Lineage: Eukaryota; Euglenozoa; Kinetoplastea; Trypanosomatida; Trypanosomatidae. The transcript has a single exon. The coding region runs from base 1 to 570 and encodes 189 amino acids.